UAACAUGAUAUUUCUAUUUUAUGUGUAAAAUUCUAAAAAGUUCGGAAUAAAUAAAUCUUCGGCUUUCUCCGUAGAUCGUCGUUGUUGUCCGUAAAAAGGAGUAAUUAGCACCACGUGACUAUUCUCACUUCCUCUGGUUGAAACGUGGCGCAGCGAACAUGAGUGAUUCAGACGGUGACGAUCGUCGCGAAAACGAGCAGCAGCGUAAGCUGUUCAUCGGCGGCCUCAGUUAUGAAACCAACGAGGAUGGCCUCAAAGCACACUUUGGGCAACAUGGGGAAAUUGUAGAUGUUGUGGUCAUGCGUGACCCCAACACGCGGAGGUCCAGGGGGUUUGGAUUCGUUACAUUCAAGAGGGCAUACAUGGUAGAUGAAGUCAUGAAAAGCAGACCACACAAGCUGGACGGCAGAGAAGUGGAACCAAAAAGAGCUGUGUCAAGAGAGGACUCCAAUAAUCCCACGGCGCACGUCUGUACCAAGAAGAUAUUUGUUGGGGGGAUCAAGGACGACACAGACGAAGACAUGUUGAGACAAUACUUCUCCAAGUACGGCACCAUCGAGUCCGUGGACGUCAUGACGGACAAGGACACCGGAAAGAAGCGUGGCUUUGCCUUCAUCAGCUUCGAUGAUCACGAUCCUGUGGACAAAAUUGCCUGCAUAAAAUACCACGACAUCAAUGGUCACAAGUCGGAGGUGAAGAAGGCUGUCCCCAAACAGGAGCUGCAGCGGCUUCAGCAGCAGUCAGGCGGCGGUGGCGGUCGUGGUCAGCGCCAGGGAGGCUUCGGCGGACGCGGCCGGGGUGGCGGUUACGGAGGCGGCGGUGGCCGUGGGGGUGGCUACGGCGGUGGUGGCGGCUACGGGGGCGACCGCGGGGGAGGCUACAACAACGGCAACUAUGGCGGAGGUGGUGGCUAUGGCGGUGGAGGCUAUGGCGGAAGUGGCGGAGGCGGCUAUGGAGGUGGUGGUGGCUACGGAGGUGGCGGCGGCGGCUAUAGCGGUGGGGGCGGCGGCUAUGGAGGCGGCGGCGGCAGUUAUGGCGGAGGCGGCGGUAGCUACGGAGGCGGCGGAGGUAGCUAUGGCGGCGGCAGCAGUGGAGGCUAUGGAGGGGGCAGUGGAAGCUACGGAGGCGGCGGCUAUGGAGGAGAUGGAGGCUACAGCGGGGGUGGCGGCGGAAGCUACGGAGGCGGCGGUGGUGGCUAUGGCGGUGGCAGUGGCGGCGGCUACAGCGACUUUGGCAGUGGUUACGGCAGCCAGCAGUCGAACUACGGACCCAUGAAGGGCGGCGGUGGCGGUGGAUAUGGCGGCGGCGGCCGUCAAGGAGGGGGCCCAUAUGGAGGUGGCUAUAGCUCUGGCGGUGGAGGCGGCGGUGGCUAUGGUGGUGGCCAGCGCAGAUACUAGCAUAUCUGCUGUCCACAGGCCAGACAGUGAGGUUAGUAAGCUGAGUUUCAACAGUAUAUGAAGGAUGAGAAGCCAGAACAGGAAGUAGGACACACAGACAGGAAGUACAGACACACAGACAUGGCAGCAAAGGAUUAUGGGAAGCCUCCAACUUAUCAAGGCCAAAUCAUGGACUCUAUUGUUAUAAUCCAUCUAAAGUAGCUUGGAUAGUAGAUGGGAUCCGUCUCCAUUUUAUUCCAGCAAGAUAUGUUAGUCACAGAUAAUUUUCCUUCAGAGAGUAGUGUGCUUUUGUUGUUUCUUUCAGUCAGUGUAGGUAUAAGUAUUUUGUGUAUAUUGUACAUGUAAAGGCAGUGAGGAAUGAAGAUUGAAUUAAAGGCAUGAGUACAACCAAUAGUGGUGCAGGUCAGGUAGUCUUUUUCAACAUGAGUAUCCAGACAUCCCUUUGAAGAGGGUCCAAUGACAUUACAGCUGUAGCUUUUUGAGAAAUGGUGAAAACAUUAUUCUUGUACUAAUAGGACGGUACAUGCCAUGCUAAGGUUAUGAAGAAAAGGAGGGUAAAAUUUCUUGUUGUCAGAACUGGAAUUUGAGACAGUUAUACGGGAUUUUUCAGUAAGGGAUUUUUAAAGCACUUUUCCACUUCUAUUUAUCAGAAGUUCUGUGCAUGUGCGCACGUCUUACAAAAUUGUAGUAGAUGUGUUGCAGUCAAUGUUCGGAAAUAAAUGUUUUUAUUCGUGUGAAGGACACUUA
Molecule: messenger RNA, 2144 nt
Organism: Branchiostoma floridae (Florida lancelet)
Lineage: Eukaryota; Metazoa; Chordata; Leptocardii; Amphioxiformes; Branchiostomatidae
Product: heterogeneous nuclear ribonucleoprotein A3 homolog 1-like
Exons: 8
Coding region: 159-1397 (412 amino acids)
Molecular function (GO): RNA binding
Source: RefSeq, a predicted model, not a curated record